ACAGUUGCUGAUCUCUCUAUCUCUUGAAGCGCCCGAAGAGACAACGCAUGUUACUUUCGAUGAAUCGGCUGUUUCCCUCCCACAACCGGCCAAGACACACAACUCGGCUUGCAAAAAUGGCGAAGAGGGGUGCCAGAAUGCUGAAACGGAUUCUACCAGCCGGUUGCUUCGACUCGACUAUGCUGCCGCGAUGCGUCCCCAUCCUGAGAAGGCUCAAAGAGGGGGUGAAGAUGAUUUCUUCACUGAAGGCUCCUGGAUGGGUGUUGCUGAUGGUGUUGGGGGCUGGGCCGGAGAAGGCAUUGAUUCGGGGAUGUAUUCUCGGGAGCUUAUGGGACAUUGUAAGGCAUUGGUUGUAAACAGCAAAGGGAAACUGGACCCCAAGGACGUGCUUGUCAAAGCCGCCGGCAGUACAAAGGCCCAGGGAUCAGCAACGGUCCUUGUGGCUGCAUUGUUUGAGCAAACAUGUACGCAGCAAAAUUGGGAGACUUGGGUUCAUCAUAGUUCGCAAUUGGGAGCCCAUGCAGCAUAUUUGCUAAUUUUCCGUCUACAGGAAUUCAAGAUCCCUGUCUGCAAGGGGGACAUCAUUGUUUUGGGAACUGAUGGCCUUUUUGACAAUCUCUUCAACGACGACAUAAUCGAAGUUCUUAAAAAAUCUCUUGGGUCCGACCAAGUCAACUUGAAAGCAUGUAGCUGGGGCGCAGGCCGAGCGUUUGGACAAUUGGAGCGGUGGAAAGCGACGUGAUAUUUGAGUCGCGAAGGGUAAACUUUUCAAGCAGUUUUUGC
Molecule: messenger RNA, 783 nt
Organism: Selaginella moellendorffii
Lineage: Eukaryota; Viridiplantae; Streptophyta; Lycopodiopsida; Selaginellales; Selaginellaceae
Product: probable protein phosphatase 2C 26
Exons: 8
Coding region: 191-742 (183 amino acids)
Source: RefSeq, a predicted model, not a curated record